UCAACGCCUACAUUGACAGUUGAGUUGUUACACAACUUCAGCAGCCUGCACUCCAAACUAGAGUUGAGCUGACAGCCAUGAAUCCUCCAGGUCACCCAGCUGAGAAUGUUCCACUGGAGGGGAGGUAUGAUGGGCUCCCUGGGCUCCCUGGAGGAUCUACAGCGAUUCAGUACACCACAAUGAACAUGACCCCUGAGCCCCCCAAGGACCACAUCAUCUGGUCCCUCUGCUGCUUUCUCUACUCAAACCCCUGCUGCCUCGGGCUGGCGGCUCUCAUCUUCUCCAUCAAGGCCAGAGACCGGAAGGUGGCUGGAGAUCUGGAGGGUGCCCGACACUACGGCUCCACUGCCCGCUGCCUCAAUAUCUGGGCCACAGUCCUGUUUUUCAUCAGUGUCCUUAUUACCAUUAUUAUAACUAUCAUUGUGCUCAUACAGGCAAAUAAGGUGAUCAGAGAUCACAGCGGAUACAGCCCUAUAGAUUUCAAUUACAGAGGCUAAAUUUCAAAUAAAGUCGUAUUAGAGUUGCCUUUUUUCUAUGGCUUGGUCAUACUUGUGUUUCUCUGCUUUACGCCCAAGGCACAAUUUGUAACUUUUUAUACCUCUUUAGUUAUAUCCUCAAGCAAAACAGAUACACAUUUUUAUUUGUGUUUCAAAAGUCUUAGAUGGAACUCAUCCAUGUCUCCAUAAUGACAAUCUGUAGUGGUUUACAUUUAUGCCAGAUGUCUGUUAUUAAAUUCAGAUUUCCUGUCGGCAAGGCCUGUGUCUUAGCAAACAAAAAAUUGUGGAGAAAUAGAGAACAGUUUCAUCCCUCAAUAAAAGUGUC
Messenger RNA from Perca flavescens (yellow perch), 822 nucleotides. RefSeq names its product dispanin subfamily A member 2b-like. Lineage: Eukaryota; Metazoa; Chordata; Actinopteri; Perciformes; Percidae. The transcript is spliced from 2 exons. Gene Ontology annotation, cellular component: plasma membrane. The coding region runs from base 78 to 497 and encodes 139 amino acids. The record is from RefSeq and is a predicted model, not a curated record.